CUCAUGACAUUUUUAAUGAUAAAUGAUAAAAACUGCCAUGGACGACAACAAUUCUUUGGUGUACGGUCUGGAGUUUCAGUCUCGCGCUUUAGCAACACAACAGGUAGAGAGCAGCAAUGCUAGAUUCUUCUUGGCUACGCAAUCUUUGAAGCCAAAUAAUCAACUGCAUGUAGUAGACCUUAAUGAGGAUAAUUCAGCACUCGAACCGAAAGUAUUUUCCCAUCCGUUGGGUGAAGUUUGGAAACUAAAUGCUAGUCCACAUAAUGGUCAAAUACUCGCAUCCUGCUAUAGUAUCUUGAAAGGUACCCAGACUAUUAUGCAAACAGCGUUGUUGAGACUACCAGAACAUCUCAAUCCCGUUGAAGGAAGCCAAGAGUUUCUGCAGUUUGCAAAUGUCGAGAUACUGAACACUGAGGGAUAUGGUAGUGAAAUUCGUACAACCGAGUUCCACCCAACAGACGAGUCUUUGCUAAGCACGGUCAUUGAUGGCAAAAUUCUGUUGUUCAAUCGAGCUGAAGCCUCAAGUAAGGUAGUGGUAGAAAUUAAUGCGAAGAACUCGCCCCGUUUCUCUGGUGGUCGUUGGGCUCAUUUCAACCAGAGCAACCAAUUCAUAGCACUGUACGAUUGUAGCAUCAGAUCGUACGACAUAAGAGAUCCAAAUCAUUCGGCAUGGAUUAUCGAGGAUGCUCAUAGCCAAUUGAUUCGUGAUUUGGAUUGUAAUCCAAUCAAACAAUGGCACAUGGUUACGGGAGGGGACGACGGCACAAUGAAGAUCUGGGACUUCCGAAACACGAAGGAGCAUGUGUUCGCCAGGAGUGACCACAAUCAUUGGAUUUGGAAUGUACGAUACAACACCUACCACGAUCAGCUGCUGCUCUCAAGCAGUAGUGAUGGAAAGGUUCUACUUACCUGUGCCGGCAGUGUCAGCUCGGACACGCUAUUAUCUGAAUCCGGAAAUAUCAACAAGGAGCGGUUGGCGGAUGGUUUACUUCAAACGUACGAUCAACACGAAGACUCAGUGUACUGUGUAGAGUGGAGCACCGCUGAUCCAUGGUUAUUCGCAUCUCUUAGUUACGAUGGCAGAAUGGUCAUUUCAAAAGUUCCCAAGCAGUAUAAAUAUCAAAUUUUGUUAUAAUUAAUCGUAAGGACCUAGAGUGACGUGAUAAAUCCUAUUCGAAAUUAGUAAUAAGAGAUACUAUACAAUAAACAUAAAAU
Molecule: messenger RNA, 1215 nt
Organism: Malaya genurostris
Lineage: Eukaryota; Metazoa; Arthropoda; Insecta; Diptera; Culicidae
Product: EARP-interacting protein homolog
Exons: 2
Coding region: 23-1135 (370 amino acids)
Biological process (GO): protein ubiquitination
Molecular function (GO): protein binding
Source: RefSeq, a predicted model, not a curated record